Molecule: messenger RNA, 1545 nt
Organism: Coffea eugenioides
Lineage: Eukaryota; Viridiplantae; Streptophyta; Magnoliopsida; Gentianales; Rubiaceae
Product: cis-abienol synthase, chloroplastic-like
Exons: 12
Coding region: 1-1545 (514 amino acids)
Biological process (GO): diterpenoid biosynthetic process
Molecular function (GO): terpene synthase activity; magnesium ion binding
Source: RefSeq, a predicted model, not a curated record
AUGGUGAUGGCUUGCAGAAACAAAAUGAUGAUGCCCUAUCCAGAUCACAAUAUCAAGUUCCCCAAGUCUCCAUUGUAUGUUGAUCUCGGUCGAGCAUCAGUAACAUGCAGCUUCAGUUUGUCAUCGGAUACAGAAAGAUCAAUUAGAACUAUACAAGGGUUACUGAACAAAGUUGAAUUAUCAAUAUCUGCUUAUGACACAACAUGGGCGGCCAUGCUGCCGUCCGGGGGUCUUAAGAAACAAGAAGUUGGAUCAUGGAGCUUAGACUCAAAGGAUUGUCAACUGGUUGAAGAUUCCAUUUCUUCCAGGCUAGCCUCUCUGCUUUCUCUGCGAAGGUGGCGAGGAGACAUAAUUGAAAAGUUGGGAUUGGAACCAUACUUCAGGCGUGAAAUAGAAAGAAUAUUGGAUGAAACAUACAAGUCAUGGCAGAAGAAGAAUGAAGAAAUUUUCUCCGAUGUCAGUUGUUGUGCCAUGGCAUUUCGAUUUCUACGACUAAGAGGAUACGAUGUUUCUGCAGUAAGCCCGAUGUUCACAAAUGUGACUACUAUUCUGGAGUUGUACAAAGCUUCCCAGCUGAUUAUAUAUCCAAAUGAAGAGCCUCUUGAGAGAAUCCAGGCUUGGACAACAACUUAUUUGAAGGAUCAGUUGCUAAAUCAGUCCAUAAUCGACAAGAAGUUACAUAAAGAGGUCGAGUUUACUCUCAAGAAUUAUCAUGGCACGUUAGCGCGGGUAUUGAACAGGAGAUGUAUUGAGCUAUAUGACAUUGACAAGCAUCACAUUCUUAAAACAUCUUACAGAGACCUUCUGACCUUGGCAAUACAAGAUUUUAACAGUUGUCAGGCCCUACAUCAAGCUGAACUCCUAAUACUUGAAAGAUGGUACGAAAAGAACGAAUUGCAGAGUUCAAGAAUCCCAAAACGUGUUCUACAAUCGAGUUAUUUCAUGAUUACUGCUGAUGCCUUUGAGCCUGAAUUAUCUGAUGCUCGAAUCUCAUAUGCUCAGACCUGUGUCCUAGUCACAGUGGUAGAUGAUUUAUUUGAUAAUUGUGCUCCAAGAGAGGAAUUAGUCAACCUUAUCCAAUUGGUUAAAAAAUGGGACAAGAAUUCUUUCACUCAAUGUUGCUCCAAGCAAGUCAAGCUUUUCCUUUUGGCACUUUACAACACAGUAGAUGAGCUUGCUGAAAAAGCUUUUGUUCACCAAGGGCGAUGCAUAAAGCAAGACUUGAUUAGCAUGUGGCAGGAAUUGCUGGAGGGUAUGUUGACAGAGCUAGACUGGUGGAGAGAAAACUCAGCACCGACCAUUGAUGAGUAUUUAUCUGUUGGACGCACAACUAUUGGGGCCAAAAUCUGCGUUCUUACGGGAGCUUAUUUUCUUGGACCAAAAUUAUCAGAGGAUAUUUUAAACAGUGAAGAAAUGAAAAGCUUAUGGACGCAUGCCUCCACAGUUGGACGACUCCUUAAUGAUAUCCAAACACAACAGGUCUUUGAUAACAAUAUGCUUAAUUGCCCAUCAAGGAUUCACUGUGCAAAGAAUACUGGUAGAUAG